Molecule: messenger RNA, 451 nt
Organism: Homarus americanus (American lobster)
Lineage: Eukaryota; Metazoa; Arthropoda; Malacostraca; Decapoda; Nephropidae
Product: glycine-rich cell wall structural protein-like
Exons: 3
Coding region: 101-373 (90 amino acids)
Source: RefSeq, a predicted model, not a curated record
CUGGUAGUACACAUAUAUAUAGCGCUAGUCACCAGGAGGAGGCAUCAGUGGUCACCGCGGCAGCUUCAGGAGGUCUUCAGCGCCUAGCUCUUCCGCUAACAUGAGACCCUUCAUCAUCGUCUUCCUGGCCUCGGCUGUCCUCCUCGCCUCCGUGGACGGAAGACGUCAUCAUAAUGGUGGAGGUGGUUUUGGAGGAGGCGGCGGAUUUGGAGGCGGUGGUGGCUUUGGAGGUGGUGGUGGUGGAGGAUUUGGAGGCGGCGGUGGAAUAGGACACCGUGGAGGCGGAGGUGGCUUUGGAGGAGGCGGCGGUGGCGGACAUCGUGGAGGUGGUGGCGGCGGCGGUUUUGGAGGAGGCGGUGGAUUUGGAAAAUAAACCGCGUAUUUAUUACACAGGGAACUAUUGUUUAGUCUUUUAGUGAAUAAAGAUUUCUCUGGUAGAAUAAUUAUACAA